AUGGCGGCCACUGCUGCUGCCUCGGGCUCAAAUUAUCCUUACAUGCACUCUGAUCCAAGUAUACCCCAGACCUCGCCACGCGUCGGCGACGGCAUCAAGAAGGACAACCGCCAGUCACCGAGAAUGAACAACAUGUCGCAAAUGCCGCGUAGGAUGAGUCAGGUUACGAGUCCAGGCAUGCCCAGUGCCCAAGGCAUGAUGAAUCACGGCGGUGGAAGGCCCGGCGUUGCGCCGCCCCAAAUGGCCCCCGGCCAAGCGAUGCAGCAUGCCCAAUCACCCGAAAUGCCCGCCGGCGGUGCCGAAGAAUCGCCGUUGUAUGUCAACGCCAAGCAAUUCCACCGCAUCCUCAAGCGUCGGGUUGCCAGGCAGCGUCUCGAGGAGCAGCUUCGACUAACCUCGAAAGGCCGCAAGCCCUAUCUCCACGAGUCACGCCACAACCACGCCAUGAGAAGACCUCGUGGUCCAGGUGGCCGCUUCCUGACUGCCGAAGAGGUGGCGGCCAUGGAGAGGGAGGCAAAGGGAGAGGAUGGGGGAAAGGUUGAGGGAAGAGACGCGGCGCCUCCAAAGGGCAGCGAUCCUAGUAGCAACAAACGCAAAUCCGAAGCAGAGCCCGGAUCCCCGAACAAGAAGACGAAGUCAGAGGCGCAAAGAAGUUUAGAGGCCGACACGGGUGAAGAUGAUGGCUGA
Messenger RNA from Ustilaginoidea virens, 687 nucleotides. RefSeq lists its product as uncharacterized. Gene Ontology annotation, molecular function: DNA-binding transcription factor activity, RNA polymerase II-specific; RNA polymerase II cis-regulatory region sequence-specific DNA binding. Lineage: Eukaryota; Fungi; Ascomycota; Sordariomycetes; Hypocreales; Clavicipitaceae. The transcript has a single exon. The record is from RefSeq and is a predicted model, not a curated record. Gene Ontology annotation, cellular component: CCAAT-binding factor complex. The coding region runs from base 1 to 687 and encodes 228 amino acids. Gene Ontology annotation, biological process: regulation of transcription by RNA polymerase II.